AUGGUCGCUACAAUCCGCAAGUACAAGGCCGCUGCCGUCAACGCUGAGCCAGGCUGGCUCAACUUGGAGCUCUCGGUGCAGAAGACAAUCCACUGGAUCAACGAGGCUGGCAACGCAGGAUGCAAGCUCAUUGCUUUCCCCGAGUUGUGGAUCCCAGGCUACCCAUACUGGAUGUGGCGAGUCAACUACCAAGAAAGCCUUCCUCUCCUCAAGAAGUACCGCGAGAACAGCCUUCCCAGCGACUCCCCCGAGAUGCACCGGAUCCGUGCGGCGGCAAAGAAGAACUCGAUCUUUGUCUCGUUGGGAUACUCUGAGGUCGACCUCAACAGUCUGUACACCACCCAGGUCAUGAUCGACCCGACGGGCAAGGUCAUCAACCAUCGCAGGAAGAUCCGAGCCACGCAUGUCGAGCGUUUGGUCUUUGGUGAUGGGACUGGUGAUACUACGUCAAUGGUCGUCGAUACUGAGAUUGGUCGCAUUGGCCACUUGAACUGCUGGGAGAAUAUGAACCCUUUCCUGAAGGCGUACGCCGUAUCCCUCGGUGAGCAGGUCCACGUCGCCGCAUGGCCUCUCUACCCUCACGCCACAACCCUCACCUACCCAGACCCCUACACCAACAUCUCCGACGCCAACUCGGACAUCGUAACGCCCGCCUACGCCAUCGAAACCGCCUCCUACACCCUCGCGCCCUUCCAAACCAUCUCCGCCGAAGGCGUGCGCCUGCAAACACCCCCCGGCAAAGACCCCGAAGACCACCACAUCUACAACGGCAACACGCGGAUCUACGGCCCGGACGGGCAAGCCCUGAUCCCGAAGCCCUCCGAGAACUUCGAGGGCCUAGUGUUUGUGGAUAUUGAUUUGGACGAGGGGCAUUUGAGCAAGGCGUUGAAUGAUUUUGGGGGCCAUUAUAUGCGGCCGGAUCUGGUGAGGUUGGUGGUGGAUACGGAUCGGAAGGGGUGUGUUAGUAGGGUGAAUGGGAGUGGGACGCAUGAGGUUGUUAGUACGUUGGAGAGGGUGGGGUUGGAUAAGCCGGUUGAUGAGGAGAUUCUGAACGGGGAGGAGUAA
Messenger RNA from Zasmidium cellare ATCC 36951, 1065 nucleotides. RefSeq lists its product as uncharacterized. The record is from RefSeq and is a predicted model, not a curated record. Gene Ontology annotation, biological process: cyanide catabolic process. The transcript is spliced from 3 exons. Gene Ontology annotation, molecular function: cyanide hydratase activity. Lineage: Eukaryota; Fungi; Ascomycota; Dothideomycetes; Mycosphaerellales; Mycosphaerellaceae. The coding region runs from base 1 to 1065 and encodes 354 amino acids.